Messenger RNA from Panicum hallii, 3896 nucleotides. Its product is annotated as lysine-specific demethylase JMJ706-like. Bases 758 to 3349 code for a protein of 863 amino acids. Gene Ontology annotation, biological process: chromatin remodeling. Gene Ontology annotation, cellular component: nucleus. The record is from RefSeq and is a predicted model, not a curated record. The transcript has 11 exons. Gene Ontology annotation, molecular function: histone demethylase activity. NCBI's taxonomy places the organism in Eukaryota, Viridiplantae, Streptophyta, Magnoliopsida, Poales, Poaceae.
CCAAUUCCCCUCCUCCGCCUGCCCGCUCGUCGCCUCGCGCGCCUUUCGCUCGCGCCGCCGCCGCUGCGUCCCGCGUUCCCGUGGUUGGUUACUGUUUGAUUCGUCUCCUCCCUUCCUCUGUUUUUUCUCCCCCGCUGUUCCGCGAGGAACCGAACCGAAUUCUCUCCUCCAGAGUCGAUUGGUGGCCCAACCGUUGGGUUUCGCCACCAAUUGCGACAAUUCGGGGGGAAAACUUCCAUUGCUAGCCGUAAUUAGCGCGCGCGAAUCGCUUCCUCGGUUCCUCUUUUACCCAAUUGGGUAAUCCCGUUGGUUUGCCGCCUCCCGGUGAAUUCCCCGGUCCGCCAAUGCUGGAAAAGUAGGAGCCCUUUACCUCCCCCCCUGGGAAAACUCGUCAAAUCCGGCCUCCCGUUUAGGAUUACAUCAGAUUCACGCGGCCUAGGCGAACGGGUCAACUCGAAACUUCCUAGUUUUUACCCUACCCUCACUGGCCACCACCUGUCGUAACAUGGAAUUUUCAACCCCGCCUCUACCCCUCGCCGUACGGCUAUCGGUCUCGGUCUCUCUCCUUCCUGGCUUUUCGUUUCCUUUUCGUUUGGGUUAUGGUAGUAUAUGAGGCUGGGGAUACUCCUGGCGAAUUACUAGCUGUGCAAGUUAAGUUACGGGGCGCCGUCCUAUUUUUGCCGUGUGGGGUUCCCGACGUGUUUGUGCGCCACCUCCCACCGCCCUUUUCCACAAUUUCUUCUCCGUCAGCUCCACCAUGGUCGUAACGCAUGUGGAGGGUAGGAGUUAUCUCCCUGCACAGGUCAGGGAUGGCCUUGAGACCCUGAAGCGGAGGAGGCUCGAGAGGAUGCGUCUUAGUGCUCAGAACGAAGCGGGCGACAAUCCUGCGGUAGCUGCUAGAAGCGGCGGGGAUGCCUUGCGGAGCCCCGCAAACUGCGGGGUAAGAUUGCAUUCAAACAAUGGAACAGGUUUACCUGGAAAUGUCCAGGACAAGGAUCCUUUCGCAAAGCGCAAGGUGGAGAAGUUUGAUAUGUCGAACCUUGAAUGGAUUGACAAGAUACCAGAGUGCCCCGUGUAUUGUCCCACCAGGGAGGAAUUUGAGGAUCCCAUUGCUUAUAUACAGAAGAUUUCGCCUGAGGCUGCAAAAUAUGGUAUUUGCAAAAUCGUGGCCCCAGUAAGUGCUUCUGUUCCUGCUGGCGUCGUGCUGAUGAAGGAACAGCCCAAUUUUAAGUUCAUGACUAGAGUUCAGCCCCUUCGUCUAGCUGAAUGGGCUGAAGAUGAUACAGUCACUUUCUUCAUGAGUGGAAGAAAGUACACAUUCAGAGACUAUGAGAAAAUGGCCAACAAAGUGUUCUCCAAGAAAUAUUCCAGCGCUAGUUGUCUCCCAGCUAGGUAUGUGGAGGAGGAAUUCUGGCGUGAAAUUGCUUUUGGGAAAAUGGAUUUCGUAGAAUAUGCGUGUGACGUUGAUGGGAGUGCCUUCUCUUCUUCUCCUCAUGAUCAACUUGGGAAAAGCAAUUGGAACCUCAAGAAUUUUUCACGGCUUCCCAAUUCUGUUCUGAGACUCCUUCAGAUGCCAAUUCCAGGAGUAACAGAUCCAAUGCUUUAUAUUGGGAUGCUCUUCAGUAUGUUUGCAUGGCAUGUCGAAGACCACUAUUUGUACAGCAUAAAUUACCAUCACUGUGGGGCAUUUAAGACAUGGUAUGGAAUACCUGGAGAUGCAGCUCCUGGGUUUGAAAGGGUUGCUAGCCAGUAUGUAUAUAACAAGGACAUUUUGAUUGGUGAUGGGGAGGACGCAGCAUUUGAUGUUCUACUGGGAAAGACAACAAUGUUCCCUCCAAAUGUCUUACUAGAUCACAAUGUUCCUGUAUAUAAAGCUGUACAGAGACCUGGGGAGUUUGUUAUUACUUUCCCUCGUUCUUACCACGCGGGCUUCAGCCACGGUUUCAAUUGUGGAGAGGCUGUUAACUUUGCUAUUGGUGAUUGGUUUCCUCUGGGUUCUCUGGCUAGCAAGCGCUACGCACUUUUGAACAGAACUCCAUUGCUUGCACAUCAGGAGCUACUUUGUCGUUCUGCUGUGCUUCUGUCUCAAAAGCUGUUGACAUGUGAUCCAAGAUCCUUGGAUAAGUCAGAACAUCCAUACUCCCAAUAUUGUGUGAAAUCCUGCUUUGUGCGGUUGAUGCGAUUCGAACGACGUGCACGUGGCCUACUUACUAAAAUGGGUUCUCAAAUAUGCUAUAAGACAAAAACUUUUCCAAAUCUGUCCUGCAGCAUGUGCCGUCGUGAUUGCUAUAUCACACACGUGUUGUGCGGAUGUAACUUUGAUCCUGUCUGCUUACACCACGAGCAAGAACUCCGAAGCUGCCCUUGUAAAUCCAACCGUGUUGUCUAUGUUAGAGAGGACAUCCUGGAGCUAGAGGCUCUAUCAAGAAAAUUUGAAGAGGAUAUCUGCUUGUACAAGGAAAGAAUUUGCAUUGGCUCAUCUAAGGAGGCUGAGAUCUCUGAUAUAAAUGUUGAGCGUGUCCCAAAUUUUGCGACUACACUGGAUUUUAGCAACAGUAAAAUUGGCAUUUCAGGCAUUGUGACAGCUGAUGAUGGAAAGAGUUAUCCUUCAGUACCAAAUUUGUCAUCUUCUGCGUAUCAUGAGGUGCCCAGGCAUUUGGAAUCAAGGGUACAUGCCACACAAACUAACCGGAUUUACUCCACUUCCAAUCAGGCAAUAAACCCAUCAUCAGUGACCAAAGGAACUUACGCUAUGGAUGAGAUUUCAUGCGGUGUGGAUGAUGCUUGUAAUCUGGGUUCAUGUAAUGCUUCCGCCAUGGAGUGCAGUGAUAAUUCUGACUCUGAAUCUGGAAUUUUCCGAGUCAAGCGCAGGUCCACAUCAUUUGAAAAACCUACUGACACAAAGAUCUCAAACUUAUCUGAACAGCAGGUUCUGAGGCGGCUGAAGAAGGUGAAUCCUGAAGUACAACGGGCCAGUAAGCGUCCAGAAGAAUCUGAUACUUGUCCAGUUCGUUCUGUCCGUAUGAGCCAGAAGAGCUCAAAUCCUGCUUCUGAUGAUGAUGAAAGAGAGGACACAGUUCCCAUUUCUUGGAGAAUAAAGCGGCGUCAGUUGGAAACUCAGGACAACAAUACAGCUCAUGGUGCAAAACCGCAGUCAUGCCCGCCUUCCGGCAGUUCUCUAGAAGAGUUUGCGGAAAGAACUAGAGAUGCCACAGCAGAGUACCGUCCGAAACGAGUGAAAAUCCGGCUACCCUCUAGUGCCAGUAGACAGCUUGAGCAGCAGCGCAGUUCCGGGCAGAGAUUUGCAAGGGAUGACAAGUUGUCGCUAGGUUGUCCACGUACAUUUUAGGGCAAUCACAGGUGCUAACCUCUACUGAGCAGACGAAUUAUUUGUUUAGGUGCAUUGUUAACUACACACGAGGUGACAGAAGAGAGGACUGGAUGGAUGGAUCAGGUGGUGGAUGGUGGCGAGGCUGAUUUGAUUAGCACAGGUGCAGACUGACUUUAGGAUUGGCAGCAAAGGAAGCGGCUGGCUAAUCGAUUCUUUUGUGCAGCAGGGCCUCCAAUUUGAGGCCUCUGGGGGCACGCUUAGAAGACACGUGAUAACAUUCUUGUUGCUGGAGGUUCUCGGUCACUGCCGCUGGCUCUUUGAUGCUUGCCUGACGGUGACAGAAAUUCGAGAGAACCUCGCUGCUUUGAUUUCUCUUCUCUGCAAGUGUUUAGAGCAUUUUAGGUAGCGUAGCUGUAUAUCUCUCUCUUCCAUUGUACCUACGACCUUUCCUUUUGUAAUUUCUUGUAAACAAAGUUUAGCUGCUACACUACGGCUAACUGUAUUCUUUUGUUGCUUCAACCAGCUGCUCCUUAACAUUCAAAUCAAUAGCGAUUCAUUUCUUUUU